Molecule: messenger RNA, 2058 nt
Organism: Papilio polytes (common Mormon)
Lineage: Eukaryota; Metazoa; Arthropoda; Insecta; Lepidoptera; Papilionidae
Gene: Lsd-1
Product: lipid storage droplets surface-binding protein 1
Exons: 8
Coding region: 62-1024 (320 amino acids)
Biological process (GO): positive regulation of triglyceride storage; lipid storage
Cellular component (GO): lipid droplet; cytosol
Source: RefSeq, a predicted model, not a curated record
GAAUCCACUGAUCCGUUGGUACUUAUCCGUGGGCGAGCGUUCGCUGUCUACUGGAGUGCAGAUGGCGCUACCAGCAGUGCAAUUGCUGGAAACGCCCAUACAACAGCUUGACAAGUUUCUCUGCAAAUCACUGGAUGUCGUGGAGAAGAGAGUGCCUUCUAUAUAUCUGCCACCUCAGAUGAUGUACUCAGAGACGCGUGAGUACGUGCUGCGCCGCGCUGACUCUGUGAAGCAGCUGGGCACGGCGGUGCUAGACUCGCGGAUGACGGCCGUCACCGCCACCGCGCUGGAGCGGGCUCUCACCACCGCUGAUAAAUACGUCGACAAGUAUUUACCACCGGAUUACCAAGAUGCAGCUGAUGUGGUGAUCAUAGUGACGAGCGCGGAGGGUGAGGGCGGCGAGGCGGGGGCGCCGUGCGAGGAGUCGGGGCGCGCAUGCGCGGCGCACGCGGUCAAGCGCGGUGCUAGACUCCGGCGCAAGUUGCAGCGCCGACUGACACGACAGGCUCUCGCUGAAGCCAAGGCCAUCAAAGAGCAGAUACACGUGCUCGUCUACGUCGCAGAACUGGUAGCGACAGACCCUGCUCUAGCAUGGAAGAAAGCGAAGCAAUUGUACGCAUCGCUGAGCUGCCCAGAGCCGGAAAACCAGGCGCGCCCUGCGACCCUUGAGGAGCUAGUGGUGCUGCUGGCGCGAGAGACCGCCAGGAAAGUCGUGCAUCUCGUCAAUUACACUCACACCGAUCUGCCCAACAACAUGCGUCAAGGAAUGUCGCUGGUAUCAAAACAUCUCUCGACCGCUGCUAACGCGCUGUUAAAGGCAUUACCGGUUGAUUCCGCGAUGUCCGAAGUUCGUAACUGGCGUUGCAAAGUACAGGCCUUGCUUCAUCAGUUGCAGGAGACUUCAAAAACUUAUUUGGAGCACCUCGCCAUUUUCUUAGCGGGCAACGAAGAGCGGGAAAAGAUAACGCCGCGUUCAACGUACGCGCAAAGAGACGAUUUGUCGGCAAUCAAUGGUGUCAAUUAAAAUUAAAUGUUUAAAAUGUUCAGAUGUAUUUAUAUUAUUAUUCGUAGAUAAUUAUCACUAUAGCCGAUGUAUCAUAAUAUAGUUCAACUAAUAUAAAAUGUAUAAGUAAUAUUAUGUAAUCUUGAUGUUUAAAUGGGUAUGAAUUAGAGCGAUAUUGCAAUAUCGUAUUACAAGACAAUGAAUGUUACAAUUACAGAUUUUAAAAUUAAUGUUACAAGUAAAUAAAACCUAAAAAAAAUGCUUGAUAAACAAAUUUAACCUUUAUUUAUUAUAUACGUCCACUUUUUACAAAUAGAGUACAUAUAGAACUGUGGCAACACUGGGCAACUCGCGGGAAAACCACUAAUAAAAAAGGCGUUACAAAUAUUGUUUGUAUACAUUACCCUAUUGGUAUUAUACUCUCAAACAUGACCACCCGAGCUCUAGAACUUCACUAAUCACACGAAAAAUCUUAUUAAACCUCUAGAGGUCAUAUAAACGCUUAAAACCUCUUUGGCCUCUUUACCAAUGGCUGGUUGAUGAGAUUUGGUAAGCACUAAUUGACAGUUAAAUAAUGACAGUGUAAUAUGAAAUAGUAAUAGGAAAUCUAUUAUUUUAGAUAAGUAAAAUUUAAGUUAUGUUGUAAGCAAACAAGAGAAAUCUUUGUAACCGGCAGUUCUCUCAUUGGCUAUUGUUAAAUUAAUGAAAUAAGCAAUGUCGUUGGUAUAUAAGAAAAUCCACAGUGUGCUUUCCAUGGACCCCAAACAUUUAGAGGAAAAAGGACUCACAGUAGAAGAUGUAGAUAAGAAAUGGAGACACCAUGUAGUUAUUUGGUUAAUGAUAAUCGCUAUAAUUUUCUGGAUAUGCACAUAUGUAACAGUUUUGGCGAUACUAACGUUUGUUGACUUUGGCAUUUCUACAAGAACGAUUCUAAGAGAGGCUUUAUUUUGUACAAAUGGCACAUAUAGAACCUGAUGUGAAAAAUUCUUUACUAUGUGUGAGUUUUAAUAUUUGUGGUUGUUUUUGUUGUACAGUACAUGCGGAUAUUAUUUUAA